AUGCCACCAGUUAGUGCAAGGUCGGCUAAAAAUGAGGACAAACGGACACACCCUAGCAGUACAGAGGAAAUAAAGUUCCAGUUGGAACAGAUCCAGAAACAAUUGGAUGAAUCUAGAGCUCAAGGAGAGGAAGAAGGUGAACCUAAGCAGUCAAACCUACCGUUCUCUAGUAUGUUGAGCAGAAGGGAUGCUAGGUCUUCUAUGCCUGUUUUUGCAGGUAGUAACGUUCAUAACGGAGUACUGAAGGCAAAUUCAGGUAAAGAUAUGAAUUUCGUGGUUGGUUUAAGUGAAAACUUAUUGCUGGAAUGUAGGAGGCUACAAGCUGAGAACGAAAUGAAGUCUGUAAAAUUAAAGGGCUUACAAUUGGAGCAUGAACAACUGCAAGCGAGCUUUAGUCAAUUAAACCAACGCUUCGCUAGUACUUCCAAGGAGGAUGCUGCCCUUAAAGAUGUAAACUGGGAGCUAGAAAUGAAGUUGCAGACAAUGUCCCAGGAAUUCGCAGAUUUGUCCGAGUUAUUUGGCAAGAACAAGAAAGCGUUACAGAAACAAAUUGAUUUAACUAACGAAGUCAAAACUGAAUUGGAGGCUGUCAGUUUACAAAAGGAUGGUCUGCAAAGUGCACUAGAAGGUAAGGAACAAAAAUUUUUGUCAGAAAUUACGGAACUAAAGCAACACAUAGGGGAAUUAAACGAGGAAAACGAGCAAUUAAAUUCUAAAAUCGAACUUUUAACGUCUAAGGUCGAAACUUUAACGAAUGAGUUGACGAAGAGGAAGGACAUCAAUAGCGAUAGAUCUGUUGCGUCGGUGAAUGCCACAGACGGGACUAAUAAUAAUCAAGAAGAUUCGGAACGCCACUCUCUAGAUAUUAGGGGAACUCAAGUAAGUCAACCUAGUACAAUAAGAGAGGGCUUAGAGUAUGAAACAUUAAAGGCCGAUUUGACGCAUGCUACGCAAACUAUUUCGAAACUUAGGCAACAAAUACUUCGUUUGAAGGCGGAUAAAACUGCUGAAAGGUCAAGUGUCAGAUCAGGAAAAUCUAAAAGAAAGCUGGAGUACAAUUUACAUCCAAGUGAACGUACUGAAAGUGCGCUAACUGUUGAUGGGCUUAAUGACACAUUUGAUGAACCUGCAAGCUUAAGGGAUAUUAGCAGGGGGACAUUCUCUGAUCUAAACUUUGGUUCUGAUGUGGAAACAUCUAGCAUUGUUUCCGAUACCCAAAACAGGAAUCCUCUAGCAAGUAUUUUUGACAGUGAUUCUAACGACGAAGUUAGACUAGAAUUACAACGUGAUGAGGUUGAAGCAUACGCUAAAAGUCAUAAUUUAGUGAUUUUGACCGAGGAGGCAUAUAAGAAUUUACAAUUCUCAUUAUCGGAUUCCUCUAAAUCCAUAGACAAUGGUAAGGAUACAUCACUUGAAGAUGAAAUGGUUUUCAAACUUCAAACACUUGGUUACAAAGUGUUAUCAAAAGACAUGUAUGAGGAGUUGAAUAAGAAGGUGAAAAUGUUUGAGUGUCCCACACUUUCUUACUUGGAAUCUAAGGCGCGGGGUAUUGGAAAGGCUGUGGUCGACAGAGCCCAGUUCGAAUCCCUAGAAAACCCCUCCGUAAAUGAAUUUAUUAGGCAAGCAAAGUCCCAAGGUCUUGAGGUAUUGUCAACUGCUGAACAUAAGAAACUUAUUCAAUGUAUUGAAAAUCCAUCAUUAGAAUACUUGACCGAAAAUUUGAAGAAGUACCAUCUUUGUACUCUUUCGGAGCAGGACUAUGCCUGUUUCAAAAACCCAACAUUAUCUUAUUUAUCUAAUCAAUCAAGACUACUUGGGAAGUCACUAAUUGAUACUGAAAAGUUACAUGGAUUAACGAAACCAACCAUAGAGCAGAUUUCUUUUAGGGCUAGCGAACUAAAGCAUGUGUUGCUACCAAAAGAUACCCAUGAUAGAUUAAUAAAUCCAUCAAAGCAGAUGGUAGAGAAAUAUGCUGCGUCCUAUGACGAUGUACUAGUAUCGCUUGAUGAGUAUGAGGCGCUGCAAAGUCCUUCUCUGGCGACAAUGCAAGAAAAACUUGAUGGUAUGGCUUACACUGCAUUACCAAUUGAAGAUCUAAGUAAACUGAGAAAUGAAAUUGCGAAUCCAGGGAUCGACCAAUUACAACUGGCCGCUCGUAAAAACCGUUGUAUUCUUUUGAAAGAUACAGAUUAUGAAAAUUUGAUACGGGAUGCUACACCUUCUUUGGAAAAUAUUAAAAAACAUAUGGAGCACUAUGGCAAUCAGGAGCUUCUAUUUUGGCUUGCCGAUAAACUAUCUUACCAGGCCGUGCCCUUGACCGAAUAUAAGGAUCUAAUAAAUCAGACCCAGAACCCAUCAAUUGAGUUUUUGUCACAAAAGGCUGCUUCUUAUAACUAUGUUUUCUUGGAAAGGAACAAGUACCAUGAGAUGUUACAUAUGCUUGAAAAUCCAACGGAUCUUUACUUGGAAACAAAAUGUGGGGAAAGAGAUCAGGUGGUAGUUAAUAGGGAUGAUUAUGAGUUCUUCAAACAGCAUAUUGAAGCUCCUAAACUCGAGUUUAUGUCAAAGCACGCUGCAAAGCUGGGCUUUACACUGAUUGAACGAUCUGCUCUGUCUAAACUAAAUGAUGAUAUUGCUUCCCCAUCAUUAGACUACUUAAGAUCUAAGAGUGCAACUGCUGGUUAUAAAUUACUGACAUCUGAGGAAUAUGAGAAGCUGAAAGAAUUGGCAGAAACACCUCCGUUGCAGCAUAUUAGAUCAAAAGCGACACUAUAUGGUCUGGCAACAGUGGAGCAGUCAGAAUACCAGCGUAUCUUACGGAAGUCUAAGCAACCUACUCAAGAGGAGUUAAAGGAUUUUGCGCGUAAACUAGACCAAGUAGUUCUUUCAUUCGCAGAGUAUCAAAAACUGAACUCUGAUCUUCAAAGUCCAUCUCUUGAUUAUCUGGUUGAAAAAGCUGCUACUUACAAUAGAGCUUUGUUAUCCAACGAUGAACUGUCUAGGCUACGUUCGAGUGUGAACAAUCCAACACUCACGUAUCUUUCAGAUAAGGCAAGAAGUCUAAAGCAUGUUAUUCUACCAUCAUCUCAUCACGCCGAACUCAACGAGAUGGCAUAUGCUCCUACUAUGAGCCAUUUAGAGCUCAAGGCUAAGGAAAAAGGUAGUGUAGUAGUUUCCUCCGAAAAAUAUGAAAGUAUUCUGGCUAAUGCGAAUGAGCCAUCGUUAGAACAUUUGAUGUAUAAGGCGAAAGAAAAAGAUUAUGUCGUUAUUCCAAGGAGUGAGCACUCAAAGUUGAUAGAAAACCUAGAGCAUCCGUCUUUGGAACAUUUGAAGCAUAUUGCCAGGGAUAGUGGUAAUGUUGUCAUUAGUAUGGACAAGUAUUCGCAAAUGCUUGAUGAACUUGAAAAACCAACCUUGGAUUAUUUGAAACUAAAAGCUGCAUCUCAAGAUCAUAUUGUGGUUCCUAACGCUGAAUAUGAAUCCUUGCAAAAUACAGUAGGUGCUCCAACUAUGGAAUUCUUACAAUCAAAAGUUCUAGCAAGAUCUUGUGUUAUGGUUCCUUCUCAGGACUAUAAAUUGAUGAUUGAAAAUAAUACCAAGCCUACACUAGAAUACCUAAACACUAAGGCCAAAGCUUUUGAUUGUGUAGUGGUUUCUGAAUCAGAUUACAAAAAAUGGAAAUUGGACUCGAGUGAGUAUUCAAAACUGUUGAAAACCCUGACACCUUCUUCGUUGCAGCUUUUAAAAGAGCACGGUAUCGGUUAUCAGAUUAUUCCUUUGGAUGAGUAUAAUCAACUUGUUGAACUAUCCUCUAAUCCACCUCUAGAUUUCCUCACCAAAAGCGCAAAGAGUAAGGGAUUUAGUUUAGUAGCGACAAGCGAAUAUGAUAAAUUGUUGAAGCUUGCAUUUGAUCCAACCGAUAGUGAUAUAGCCGAAAAGCUAAGAAAAACGGGACACAUAAUGGUGCUUGAAGAUACUUAUGAGUCUAUGAGGCGGAAAUUAGAUACACCACCUGAGUCCUACUUAGAAGAAAAGGCUAAGCAAAGGGGUAUGGUUCUUAUCACUGCGGAAGAAUAUAAGGAAACUGCUAGGAAAAUUAAUGACAAGGACUCAAUUUUAGCCUCAGUUCGUUCGUUUGGUUAUGAGCCAGUUUCCUGCCAUGAGUUGGAAUCCUUAAAAAAGUCUUCAAUUGAGAGGGCAGAAUUAUCGGAAUUGCAAAUCCGCUUGGUUUCACUGGGCUAUGUAUCCAUAAGGAAAUCUGAAUACGAUGAUUUAAACGCCCCUACUAUUGAGAGGGUAAAUAAAAGUGACACGAUAAAGUUGUGUAAACGAUAUGAUUUGAAACCCGUUCCUCUAAAGGAAUAUGAGAAACUGAAGGAAGAUUCACAACCUUACAUUUAUUCUGCAGAUGAAUUGAUUACCAUGGUAGAGUCAAAUGGUAGUGUUGUGGUAUCUGAAGCUGCGUAUACUGCAUUAAAGAAUUCAGCUGAAUCACCAACUUUGGAAGAGGUAGCAAAACAUGCAUCCGCGUAUAAUAUGGGUCUAGUUGACAAGACACAAUAUUCACAAUUAUUGAGGUCCUUGGAGUCUCCAUCAGUUAAAGAAUUGGAACUCAGGGCAACAUCUCUUGGCAUGAAGUUGCUUGAGAAUGAUAAAUAUGUAUCGAUACUAAAGGUCUGUGAUACACCCUCAAAGGAUUUCUUAGAAAGGAAAGCAUCGGAUAUUGGUUAUGUUCUUAUGAAAACUUCUGAAAGAAAUGAAUUGGUUGAACAGGCUAAUAACCCUUCAAUUGCCCAUCUCACGGCGAAGGCAAGUGCGCAUAGUAUGCUACUUUUAGAUCAGAGGAAAUACGAUGAAAUUUACCAGAAGGCGGAAUUUCCGACAUUGCAAGAAUUGGAAAGUAAGGCAGCUUCCUUAAAAAUGAGAUUAGUUUUGAAUGACGAAUAUGAAAAUUUGGUUAAGAAGGCAACAGAGCCCGAACUCUCAUUCAUAAAAACAUCUGCUGCAAAACUAGGCUAUCUCAUCAUUUCUAAGGAUGAAUAUAAACUGUUCCAACAUGCUAUAGGAAAGCCCCAGCUUGAUGAACUUACUGAACAGAUUAAAGCUUUUGAUUGCGUUAUUAUGCAGAAGAGUGAUGCUGAUCGCCUCUUAUCAACAGUAGCGAAUCCAACUGAGGAUUUUAUAGCCGAAAAAGCUGCAACCUAUGGGAAGGUUUUAACUGAUAGGACAGAGUUCGAGGAGUAUUCAAGAAACGUAUUACUUCCUGAUGUGUCUUUUAUAUCUGGACUGGCCAAAAAGCUAGACUAUGUGUUGAUUUCAGAAAAGGAACUUAACAAGCUGAAUUCCCUGAUUGAAGAGCCUGACCUAUCAUAUCUAUCCGAUAAAGCACACGCAUUUGGAAAACACCUGGUUGAUGCUAAAGAGCAUACUAAAAUGCUGUCGCAGAUUCAAAAUCCAACCUACGAUUGUCUGGUAAGUUUAGCGAAGAAAAUUAAUCACGUCGUAAUUCCUGAGGUUGAACACGGUAAAUUAAUCAACCAUAUUCAAAACCCAUCUGAUACAUAUUUGAACGAAAUUGUAGCAAGCAGAGGAAACGUUGUGAUUACGAGUAAGGAAUUUGGUGAAUUGUUAACUAACACAUCAUCGCCAUCUCUCUCAUUUUUGGAGAAACAUGCUAAGACCUAUUCUAGGAUUCUUGUCGACGAAUCUGAAAUUCAGGAAUUAUCUAGUGCAGCUAAAGCGCCAUCCUUAGAACAUAUUAAAGAGAAGGCGGAAGCUAUAAAUUUUGAGGUAAUAGAAAAGGGUGUGUAUGAAACUCUUGUUCGGCACAAGGAUGCUCCUACUUUGGAAUUCAUUAUUAACCAUGCAAAGGCCUAUGAUCAUGUAGUGAUCGAAAAGACAUGCUAUGAAGAGUUGCAGGCAUAUAAGUUAAACCCUUCCUUUGAAGCUUUGAGUGAACUAGCAUCAAAAUUUGACUGUACUGUCCUGCAUAAUCACAGAUAUGAGGAAAUGACAAAAAUUGUGGAAACCCCAUCCCUAUAUGACUUGAAGGUGCAGGCCAAAAAAUUAGAUAAAACACUUGUAGAUCAAGUUGAAUAUUCCAACUUACUUCAAAAAAUCGAAGCACCUGACCUAGAAUAUUUGAAUGAUAAAGCAAAAUUGAGAGGUCUGACUAUUGUUGAUUCGGUAAGGUAUAAUGAGUUACUUGAAAUUUCAGAAAAACCUUCAAUCGACUUUAUCGAUAACCAUAUUCAACGUCUAUCUCGAAUCAUGUUAAGUCGCGAUGAAUACAAUACACUAAAAGAUAGUGUUACAAAUCCUGAUAUUGAUUUCUUGACCAGUAAAGCUAAGGAAAAAAACUUAACCAUGGUCUCUUCCGAUGUAUUGGCUUCAAUGGAAUCGAACUUGACUUCCCCUUCAGAGGACUUUUUGUGCUCAAAAGCUGCGGCAUUUGGUAAGAUAUUAGUUGACAAGGAUACUUAUGAAAAAACUAAUUCAACCGUGACAUCUCCUCCGCUUGAGUUCCUAAAAGCCCACGCUGCUAAACUAAAUAAAGUGAUAGUGGAUUCUGCUGAAUGGAAUGUCCUUCAAAAGCAAUCAAGACAACCAUCUGAAGAGUUUUUGUCUCAUAAUGCAGAAAUUCUUGGUAAGACCCUGAUUGGUAUAGAUAGUUUAAAGAAAUUAAGGGAGUCAGCAGAAAAACCGUCUUGGCAAACAAUCAAGUCAAUUAUACAUGGAAAAGAUUUCUGUCUGGUUGAGGCUGCAAAGUAUAAAAUACUAGAAGAUGCUGCGUCUACGCCUUCAAUCGACAUUAUUCGCAAAAACUUGGAUACUUCGAAAUAUUGUUUACUUAACAUUGAUGAGUAUAAUAGAUUGAUUGGGCAUGCAGAAAAUCCUACCAUAGAAGAUGUUCGAGCUCAUGCAUUCAGGUACGGUUACGAUCUUCUUAAAGCUGAAGAACUAGUAGACUUUGGAAUGCCUACAAAUUCGCGUAAAACUUCCCUCUCCCUUGAACAAGAUCAGAUGACUAUGAAGCCUGGAAAUUACUUUGAAACGACUGAGUCUGUCCAAAGUGUUAAGGAUAAUAUGCUUGAUCGGGUAUCGUUAUCAGUAAGUGAAUAUGAGCAAUUGAAAAACCCAAGCAAGACAACAAUUUUAGAAUAUGCCUCCAAUGUUGGACUACUUUUACUUGAUAAGAAUGAUUUCAAGAACUUAAAGAAUAUUCAAAGUCUUGAUAUGGAUACUAUGAGCGAACUUGCUGAGAAAAUGGGAUUCAAGUUAUUAGCCAUAACUGAGUAUAAAAUUUUAGAAAACAAGGCUUCCAAGCUUGAAAAUAUAUCUCAAACUGAGUUUGAAGAGAUUGCAGAAAGCUAUAAUAUGGUUGCAAUUCCAACAUCUAAAUACUAUGCUAUCAUGGAGGAGGUUAAAGAUAUUGCAAACUUAGGUAAGACGCAUCAUAUGUCUCGUGUACUGGCAAAUAAAGAGUAUUUCGAGCGUGUUAUUCGUCAGGAAAGUACUUUCAGCAGCAGAGAGAAAGCACUUGAACCUCAAAAACCAUCAGGUCUAAUUAAAUUAUCUGCUCAGGAGUACAGGAACUUGCUUACGAAACAAAAUGAUUAUGAGCUGUCUAAAGCCGAUGUUUAUGCGUAUGCUAAACUGUUUAACUUAGUUGUUUUAACAAGUGAGGAGUAUAAGGCCUUAAAAUUGGGCAACAAAAACGUCCGUUUGACAAGCGAAGAACUAGAAGCUUCAGCUGGUAGUUUAAAGCUAAAGUCUGACCCAUCGGCCAAAGAAGGUAAGCUUUUGAGUGAUGCUGGUGAACCGGCGGACACUAUCAGUACUGUUACUACAGAAGCUGAAUUUUUCGAUGCUUGUCAAAGUAAUGUCGAUUUUAGGGAUAUACGUCCUAAGAAUAGCAUAUCCUCGCUGUCAAUGUAUACAGAUGCGCUGGAUCUUCAUGGAAGUAAUAACGAUGCCAUAUCUGUUGCAUCAACUAUUCGUCUAGAAUCCACUAAUGCGUCAAUACCAGUUAACGAAUCACUAUCUGCACUAAAAUUGCGGGCGCUCUCCAUGGGUUAUAACCUAGUGCCGCUCAAAACAAGUGUUGUUGAAAAACAUAAAACUAGUUCAGUUGGUGAUACUUCUGGUUUGCAGGAACGUUCCUUACCGGACUUCCCGGGGAUGGUUCACGACGAUCGUUCAAUUAGAACCGAUUCUGAAAGCCUUAUCAGUGCCUGGGACGAGGGCUUAAUCUUCCAAAAAGCUAAGCUGUUUGGUUUAGAGGUCAUCACUAAGGAUGAAUUUGAGGACUACAAAAAACUAACUGAGCAGUUUUCUUCCGAGGAGGGAUUAAUCCAAAGAGCUUCGGAAAUGGGGUUGAAUUUUAUUACCAACAGUGAAUUGGAACGUAUGAGGAAAUAUAGGGCGUCUUCGGUAACUUUUGAAGACUUGGAUAAUUACUUGGAAUCAAAAGGUAAGUGUGCUGUAGCUUUAACAGAAUUGCAUGAAUUAAGAGAGCAAAUUGAGCUUUUGAAAACCUCCUCAGAACUAAAUAAAGAGACCAUAUUGAAAUAUGCCCCAGUGUAUGAUUUAGCUGUGCUGCCUGCAAAGGACUACAGGGAUAUGUUGCAAUCUCUGAAACAACCUAUGGUGAUUGAAGAUGUUAUUGCUAAGGGACAGGAACUGGGAUACGCUGUAAUCCCCAAAAUAAAAGAGAAGUUACCCGUUAAAGAAGGCACAGUUGAUGAUGCCAUGUUGGAAUCAUAUGCAAGAGAGAAUGAUAAGGUUUUGUUGGAUAGGACUGUAUACCAAGAUUUAAAGGUGAAGUCCAUUCUGGUUUCUUCCACUCCUAUUAUGACGGUUGAAAUGUUCAAAGAGAAAGCAAAGGAUCACGGAUUAGUGGCGUUGCCUAUAGAAGAAUACAAUACUUUGAAAAAGCCAGUCACUGUGGAACGAGCAUCUAAUAUUGCAAAGGAGUACAAUAGUGUCUUGAUUCCAAAAGAAGAAUAUGGCCACCUGCUUGACAUUGAAGAUCAAUUCGAAGAAAAGACUCCAAUUACAAGGGAAGAGCUUGUCGAAAGAGCGCGUGAGUUUGGUUUGGCUGUAUUGGAUAAUAAAAGGUUCCAGAAAAUUAAAUCGCAGUUGGCCACAAAUUCGGGUAUCAUUACGGCAAAUGAUCUUAUUGCAAAGGCAGCCGAGUUUGAUCUCGUUCCAAUCCAUAAGGAUCAAUUCGAGCAAAUAAAACUAGAGUUAGAAAGUCCAACUCUCACCAAAGAGCAAAUUGUACAGCAAGCUGUCAAGUUCGAUUUGGUUGCAAUUGAUCUAAAAGAAUAUGCUAGAAUGAAGAGGCAUUCCCGUGGAUCUUUCUCUGGUAUUCUGGAUACAUUUGAUAUGCUUAACGAUAUUGAAAGCGUUUCUGACACCGACAAUUUGGAUUCCCAAGUUAAAAGUGUCACUAUAGCAGCCAAAAAACUGGGAUUGUUGUGUAUCCCAGAAUCUUCGUUUGUUGCAACGUCGUUUGCAAGUGUUCCUGACGUCGAAAACGUAGUUGUUUUACCAACCACCUACUAUAAUAAGUUAAUAACCCAAGGAAGGGAUACAUUAGAGAGAUUUGCAGAUUGGGAAUUGCAAUCUGAGAUUAAAAGGCGUGGAAUACGAGCAACAUCUGCGGGGAAAAAAGAUAAUGAAGUAAAUUCAUCUGGUUUGUUUGGGGCUACGAAGCUUUCAAAGUUUCCUACAAGCCGUUCCUCCAUUUCGGUGGAUUCGAGGAGAAGAAAUCUUGUUGAAAUGUCUUCUCUUGCAAUCCAAAGCGACUUGGAACAGUCAAGGGGUACGAAUAGGCUACAGUCUAGCGCUUCUUCUAUUACACGAAACGCAGCAGCAUCUGCAUACGAUUCGACAUGUAUAAAUUACAAUAAUGCAAGCCCAGGAAACACAAUUGGACAUAGCCGUCGUAACUCAAUUGAUAUGGGCUUUUCACUAAUGACAAUGGCUUCCCUCAGUGAGCCUAGUAUAAUACCUGCCCUAACGCAGACUGUUAUUGGCGAAUAUCUAUACAAAUACUACCGUCGUUUGGGUAGGUUCAGCAGUCAAUCAAAUCUAAGGCAUGAAAGGUAUUUCUGGGUUCAUCCUUAUACCUUAACCUUGUAUUGGUCAACCUCAAACCCUGUGUUAGAUAACCCAGGUGCUAUAAAGACUCGAGCGGCAGCAAUCAUUGGUGUUGAUAGCGUGAAUGAUCCAAAUCCAUUCCCAGCCGGCUUGUAUAAUAGAAGUAUUAUUGUCAAGACGGAAUCUCGUGAGCUUAGAUUGACAUGUCCAACACGGCAGCGGCAUAACAUUUGGUUUAAUGCUCUUCGCUAUUUAGUACAAAGAAAUAUGGAUGGUAUUAAUUUAGAGGACGUUCACGAAUCCGCUGGAAGAAUCAGUUUUCUUCCAGGUGAAGACAUAAGCAACGCAGCAAGCCGCUUGUCUACCACAAGAGUAACCAGCAACUCCUCAAAACAGCUACGAAGAUCAGGAUCCAUGUUUGCUUUGAGAUAA
This is a messenger RNA of Eremothecium sinecaudum, 10539 nucleotides long. It is a transcript of the gene NUM1, whose product is annotated as Num1p. Lineage: Eukaryota; Fungi; Ascomycota; Saccharomycetes; Saccharomycetales; Saccharomycetaceae. Gene Ontology annotation, molecular function: tubulin binding; phospholipid binding. The record is from RefSeq and is a predicted model, not a curated record. Gene Ontology annotation, biological process: establishment of mitochondrion localization; microtubule cytoskeleton organization; maintenance of protein location in cell cortex. The coding region runs from base 1 to 10539 and encodes 3512 amino acids. Gene Ontology annotation, cellular component: mitochondrion; cell cortex. The transcript has a single exon.